Linum trigynum is the source of this 3227-nucleotide messenger RNA. The record is from the annotation of a GenBank genome assembly. Lineage: Eukaryota; Viridiplantae; Streptophyta; Magnoliopsida; Malpighiales; Linaceae.
CGUAUAAAAACUUUUUUAACAAACAAAACAUUUAAAAAUAUCUACAUUACCAAAAGGUGUAUGAAGCAGUUGAAUCACAAUUAAAUUACGGUUUCAAUAUAAAAUAUCAUAUCGUUAAUAUUACCGGUACAAUCUCCGAUGCAAUUUUACAAUAGUUAACAAAAACUAAUGGGUCCGAAGUCGAUCCGCCAUGGAGAUGCAACUGGUAGGUGGCACGUUUUAUAAAUCGAUGGUCCUCCAGUUUCUUCUCACCUAUAGUUUUGCCCAGGCCCAUCACUUUUUAAUGUCGCAUACCAAGUCCCAAAUCCAAUGAGUGACGUUCAAUUUUAUUUUUUUACAAUGUUUUUAUCAUUGGGUUAGGUAAUAUUUAAAAUAUUUGAAUGUGUGAUCUUUAGAUUGGAAAUCAGUGAUUAUACCAUUCAACCAAGCCCCGAGUAGUAAUCUCAUUAAUUAUUGGAAAUGUGUUUUUUAUUUUUUGCAGAAAAUAUGUGUAAUUUUUUAAUUAAAUUUAACGAGAUUCAUUCUAACUUGGAAUUCAAUUUUUUCAUGAUAAAUCAUAUUGAUUGUAUUUUUCAUGAAUAAUUUUUUAUUCACCGAGAAAUGACGGAAGAUCCGCCCUUACUAGCCACCAAAUUUUAGCAGAGUUUGACUCUUACAAGUUACAACUACAAGCCCCGCUGAAAAUUGCGUUAACCCGUCAAUGACCUUGUCUGACCCGUCCCUGAAGGGUCAAGAUGCAUAACUGACCCGUCUUGUCCCUGUCUCCUUCUUGACCAUAUCUGACCCUCAAGGGAUGGACGGGUCGGGUCAGUGGGUCGACCUCGACCCUAAUCUACAUACUAUUUUUUUUACAAAUUAUGUUUUGGUACCCAAAUUAUUUUUUCAUACAAUUUAGUACCUAAAAUUUAUUUUUUUACAAAUAAGUCCUUAAAAUUUGAUGGUAAAAUUACAUUUUGGUACCCACUUUUUUUUAUUUUUGCUAUUUAGUACCUAAACUUUUAAUUCUUUUACAAAGAGGUCCAAUGUGGUAUGAGAUAUUUGUUGUUCUAAGGUCACAGGGUCAAAAAGUGACGCGUCCCGACCCUCAGGGACGGGUCAGUGGGUUUUUAGGGUCAAACUUACACCCCUACCCGACCCUGCAGAAUCAAUUUAAAUAGUGCAGGGGAGCUUAAAUUUUGUACAAUCAAACAUAAUCACAACAACCUCAACCUGAGGAUACCCAGACCUAAGUAAUUUUACUUAUGCAACUUCUCAAUAAUCAGGGAUUCUAAGAGGGAAGUGCCAUCAUAGAUGCACCAACAUCUUUCCCUCGAAAGCUCACUCACUACAAGGUUGAAAGUGAAGGCAAGGUUCGUUAUCUCUGAGCUCGAGAUGCUAGGAGGAGGAGGAUGGGGAGAUUGCUCAGCAAUCUCAAAUCCCUUUACCAGAGAGCAAGCAGGGAACGAGAUGCUAGGAGGGAGGAAACGAACUGCGGCAGUCGAUGCAUCCUCUCGUCCACCAGAGCCAUCGCAGAUAGGGCUUAAUUUGAGUGGGUGGAUUCAUGGAUCAGGUUUGGUUAUAGGGUUGGGCAAGAUGAUGUGGCGGGUCAGGAUUCACAAUUUUUGGGUUAAAUUAAGCUGGCCAGGCAAUUCCGUCUGCCACGUCAGCACAUAACGGUCAUCAUUAACAGAGAGACUAACGGGAACUAACGGAGAGUGACCAAAUUUAGACUAUUUUGUUAUAUUUAGUGAUCACGAACGGAAUUAAAUAUUUUUAGUGACCAAACAUAAACGUUUUUUGUAAUCUCAGUGACCAACCUUGCAAUUAACUCUUUUUUUUUUAUAUUGCUAUUCUUCGCCCUAAUAUUUUGAUGCAUUAUCAAUGAUUUGGCUAACUAAUAGCAUUUUAAUAGGUUUGGAUAAUAUAAAUAAUAUGGAAAAAGUUGGAUAAAAAAUAAACAUUACUCUCUAAAAAGAAUAAUUGGAUAAAACCUAGAUAUUUAUUCAUCAUCCUCAUUAACUUGCUUUCUGCAAUUUUUUCCUCCGAAGACGACCUCCUCGUUAACUUGCUUCUUCUCCCUCCUGCCCUCUGGCGCUCGAGUAGCAGUAGCUGCAGCAGAUUGGGGUUGAGGCAGGAGUAGGGCUGAUAAAUGGUUAUCCCAUUAACGGUGUAACUGAUAACCGAACCGAAACCAAUUCUUAACGGUCACACCGAUAAUCGAUUAAAUGGUUAACCGACUAACCGAUUACGGUGUAACUGAUAAACGGUCGGUUUCCUGUAAUCAAAUUUAGCUAAUAACUAACCGAUGGUUAAACGGUUAACCGACUAACCGAUUACGAGCAUCCUCAUAGUUAGAGCUAAAAUAAUAGACUUCCAUGAGCUGCAAACAUAGGCCAAAAAUAAUGGGGUGUUUAAGGCUUACAAGACCUCUUGUCUAUCCUAGUUGUAAUAGUGACUUAGAUUCAAAUGAAAAUCAUUUAAAGGAAGAGUUUUAGAAGAAACACAGUAGAAAGUCAGACUUGCGCACAGUUGCUCGACAAUAAUUAGUAACAUUAAACUUCCAUGUAAUUUGAUGGGGUUUAUGAGUUGAGUAUCGUUAUAUAUUUUUAAAUAAAGUUUGACGAUAGAACGAUAUUAUUGUGUACUUGUGUUGGAGUGAGUUGAUUAUGUAUUUAUAAAUAUCUAUGUUAAAUUAUUUUUUAUUCAAUGAUAACAACUUAAUAAAAUAACACAUGCGUAUGUAUGGAAUAUUAUAGAAAAUUUCACAAUUGAAAGAAAUAGCUCUUAGGUUGGAUAGGUUAUCGAUCGGUUAUUUUGAUAUAAUCUUGCCGAAUCACUUAGUUAACGGUUAUUCGAUUAACUGACAAAUAAUCGAGAAUCGACUAUGCGGUUAUGGUUAACCGACGAAUUUAAACGGUGCGUUAACGGUAAGCACAAAGUACUUAAUGGUUAACCGAGAACUGACUAAAUGGUUCCGAUUAUAACCAAACCGAACUGAUUAUCAACCCUAGGCAGGAGCAUGAGAGGGGAGAUGAUGAGGCGGCGGUUUUUUUUUUUUUUUUGUGAGGGUGGCGGAUGUGGGUUGGGGUGAGGAAGGGAUUGUUUGGUUAGGAUUAGAAUUGAAAUUGGGUUGAAGGAUAAAUUUGUCAAUUUGUUGCGUUUUAGGACGAUAAGAUUUGAAUUUUAGGGGGACAAAUAAUUCACAAAAUAGUCCGGGUAGGAUAUCUCAAGAAAUUUUGCAAUGUUUU